AAAGUCUCGUCUUCCUAUAAAAGCUUCGAGGCGCGGGAUGAAAACAAUAACAUUUUGAAAAUGAAGGUGUUGAUUUUCUACUCGUUGAGCUUGCUCGGUCUAUCGGAAGCGGCGUUGGUGACGACCCAGCACGGUCAACUGCAGGGGAUGAGGUUCAGCGCCCCGGAGGAUCCUCCAGUCUAUGCGUACCUGGGGAUCCCGUUCGCGGUACCACCUGUGGGAGAGCUAGCGUUCCAGGAAACGCAAAUUCUGGACAAAUGGGACGGAAUUUUAAACGCCACGAAGGAAGGGAAGUACUGCAUAGGCAGCACCUAUUUGAACGAACAAGACACCCAGAGCGAGGAUUGUCUUUUCUUAAACAUAUACAGCCCUUCUGAGAACUUAUCGGCAAACUAUCCGGUCAUGGUUUACGUCCACGGUGGUAGAUACAUCAAUGGUAACGCAGGCCCGGCCUUCUUCGACCCGAGUCCCUUGGUAGCCGAAGGUGUCAUCGUUGCCAUUUUCCAGUACCGGAUGGGUCCGUACGGAUUUCUAUCCACUAAGGACCUCGUGAUACCCGGUAACGCGGGCAUGAAGGAUCAAGUCCUCGCCCUGCGUUGGAUCAAGGACAACAUCGCCGCGUUCGGUGGUGAUCCGGAACAAAUCACCCUUUUUGGAGAAAGCGCGGGAGGCAGUGCCUGCGGACUCCACGUGGUGAGCAAAAAAUCUGCUGGAUUGUUCAGGGCGGCGAUGUGUCAAAGCGCGUCAGCACUGACGCCAUUUUCGAUACACAGGCACCCGAAGGAAUACGCUUACCAGCUCGUCAAUCUGAUCGAUGGCAGCGUAUCGGAGGAGACUCACAACAGUUCCCAAUUAGUGGAGUUCCUGCGGAACCAGUCGCCAGCUAUCAUCGUGGACGCUUUUCUCAAGUUGAGCACGAUGCUCGAGAAGGAAGACCGGUUCCCGGCCCCAACGAUAGAGCAGGAGCACGAUGGGGCCUUCUUGUACCAGAACCCAUACGAGCUACUGAGCACAGGAGACUUCAAUAGGGUACCUUACGUGGCGGGAUAUACCUCCGAAGAAUCGUUAUUUUUCAUGAACACUUUGGAUAUCGUCACCGCUGAAGCGAAAAAAUUGGACACGGAGGAGGGAUACAUCUUCCCUUACGAUUUCGAACCCAGAAACGCUUCGGAUGAAAAGGAAAUCAUCCAAUAUAUCCACGACAUGUACCUAAACGGCAGUUCUACUUUCAGCGACAAUUUGUACGAGGUGAUCAGGUAUGAAAGUGACGAUAUGUUCAACCGCGGGGUUAUAAAACAGGCAGAAUUGCAAGCCAACUACGUCGACGUCUAUCUCUAUCAGUUUUCUUACUACGGAAACCUCAGCAGGCCACAUCUCGAUAUACCCGGCGCCGAAGGAAAAGCCCAACAUGGUGACGAACUGGGGUACCUGUUCAAUCGCGAAUUCUUCCUUGCCGGUCUCAUCCCAACCGAAACGGACUUGGUAAUGAAAAGCAGAAUGGUGAAACUCUGGACCAACUUCGCUAAAUACUUGAACCCGACACCGGAACCCGACGACGCGUUACUUCAAAAGGUGCAGUGGCCCAAACUACGAGCCGGGGAUUUAAGUUACCUCGAUAUCAACGUCACGCUGAAGGUCGAAACGAAUCCCAAAGCCGACACGUACUCCAAAUGGAACACGACAUAUAACAACUGGAACGAAUUGCCUUUUACGACAUUCUGA
Messenger RNA from Cylas formicarius (sweet potato weevil), 1722 nucleotides. Its product is annotated as cocaine esterase-like. The coding region runs from base 61 to 1722 and encodes 553 amino acids. The record is from RefSeq and is a predicted model, not a curated record. The transcript has 10 exons. NCBI's taxonomy places the organism in Eukaryota, Metazoa, Arthropoda, Insecta, Coleoptera, Brentidae.